This is a messenger RNA of Candoia aspera, 5437 nucleotides long. It is a transcript of the gene FGFR1, whose product is annotated as fibroblast growth factor receptor 1. The coding region runs from base 423 to 2885 and encodes 820 amino acids. Gene Ontology annotation, cellular component: signaling receptor complex; plasma membrane. Gene Ontology annotation, molecular function: fibroblast growth factor receptor activity; fibroblast growth factor binding; ATP binding. Gene Ontology annotation, biological process: positive regulation of cell population proliferation; fibroblast growth factor receptor signaling pathway; multicellular organism development. The transcript has 18 exons. The record is from RefSeq and is a predicted model, not a curated record. NCBI's taxonomy places the organism in Eukaryota, Metazoa, Chordata, Lepidosauria, Squamata, Candoiidae.
CUUCCUGCCUGCCCCGCCGAGUCCGGCCGCCCUCCGAGGACUUGGAAGGCGGAGUCGCUGCGGCGGGGCUGCCUGCGCCAGCGCUCUCGGCGGGUCGGCGCCGCCGCCGAUGGAGCCCGGACUCUGAGCCGAGCCGGCCGAGGAGCAGCGCGCGUGGCUCGCCCAUUGUUUCCCAGCGGCGGACUUGGGUUUGUCGCGGCCGGACCUGCUGGGGCUACCUGGGCCGCCGGCCGAGGAGGGGGGCGACUUCCUGCCCCCCGAAGCGCUCGCCUGCGCCGGGAGGUCCCCCCUCCCCCAUCAGCGCGUGUUUUUGAAGACCUGCACUUUGAAGAACAAGGAAACACCUCUGUGUUGGUUAACAAACAUCCACGCCCUCAUGGAUUCUGAGCGCUCUGUUGCUGCCCAGUAGCUGGAAAAGUGGGAUGUUUAUGUGGAAGUGUCUCAUUUUUGGGGCUGUGCUGGUCAUAGCCACACUGUCCACUGCAAGACCAGCGCAAACCCUGCCAGAACAAGUUCUCCCCCAAACAAGCCUUGAAGCGGAGUCUUACUCAGCUCACCCUGGCGACCUCCUCCAGUUGCGCUGCCGGCUACGGGACGAUGUUCAGAGUAUCAACUGGGUACGAGAUGGGGUCCAGCUAUCCGAGAACAACCGGACGCGCAUCACAGGGGAGGAGGUAGAGGUCAGGGACGCUGUGCCUGAGGACUCGGGUCUUUACGCCUGCAUGACCAACAGCCCCUCAGGAAGCGAGACCACCUAUUUCUCCGUGAAUGUCUCAGAUGCUCUUCCAUCUGCAGAAGAUGACGAUGACGAUGAUGAUUCUUCCUCGGAAGAAAAGGAGGCAGACAACUCCAAACCAAACCAAGCCAUCCCACCUUACUGGACGUACCCUGAGAAGAUGGAGAAGAAGCUCCAUGCAGUUCCUGCUGCCAAAACUGUGAAGUUUAGAUGCCCCUCGAGUGGGACACCUACGCCUACACUGCGUUGGCUGAAGAAUGGCAAGGAAUUCAAACCUGAUCAUCGUAUUGGUGGAUACAAGGUUCGUCAUGCAACCUGGAGCAUCAUCAUGGACUCUGUGGUCCCAUCAGAUAAAGGCAACUACACUUGCAUUGUAGAGAAUAAAUAUGGAACCAUCAACCACACCUACCAGCUCGAUGUUGUUGAGAGAUCCCCUCACCGACCUAUCUUACAAGCUGGGCUCCCAGCUAACAAGACAGUCUCACUGGGUAGCAAUGUGGAAUUUGUCUGCAAGGUCUAUAGUGACCCUCAGCCCCACAUCCAGUGGCUGAAGCACAUUGAGGUCAAUGGAAGCAAGAUUGGACCAAAUAACUUGCCAUAUGUUCAAGUCUUGAAGCACUCGGGAAUUAAUAGCUCUGAUGCGGAGGUGCUGACCCUGUAUAAUGUGACAGAGGCUGAAAGCGGGGAGUAUAUUUGUAAGGUUUCCAAUUAUAUUGGUGAGGCUAACCAGUCUGCGUGGCUGACCGUCACCAGACCCGUGGCUGAAGCUAUAGAAGAAAAGCCAGCCAUGAUGACCUCCCCUUUGUACUUGGAGAUAAUCAUUUACUGCACAGGGGGUUUCCUCAUCUCCUGCAUGAUCGUGACUGUCCUCAUUUACAAGAUGAAGAGUACCACCAAGAAGACCGACUUCAACAGCCAGCUGGCUGUCCAUAAACUGGCCAAGAGCAUCCCCUUGCGCAGACAGGUCUCAGCUGAUUCAAGUUCCUCCAUGAAUUCAGGUGUGAUGCUUGUGCGUCCCUCAAGGCUCUCCUCCAGUGGGACUCCAAUGCUGGCAGGUGUAUCUGAAUACGAGCUGCCAGAAGACCCUCGCUGGGAGUUGCCCAGGGACAGGCUGAUUCUAGGGAAACCCCUGGGGGAAGGUUGCUUUGGACAAGUUGUACUAGCUGAAGCAAUAGGCCUGGAUAAAGACAAGCCAAACCGAGUUACUAAAGUGGCAGUGAAAAUGCUAAAAUCUGAUGCCACUGAGAAGGACCUGUCUGACUUGAUCUCAGAGAUGGAGAUGAUGAAAAUGAUUGGGAAGCACAAGAACAUCAUCAAUCUUCUUGGAGCGUGUACUCAGGAUGGCCCACUCUAUGUGAUCGUAGAGUAUGCAUCCAAGGGGAACCUAAGGGAAUAUCUGCAAGCUCGUCGCCCUCCUGGCAUGGAAUACUGUUAUAACCCCACCCACGUCCCGGAAGAACAGCUCUCUUUCAAAGAUCUGGUGUCAUGUGCAUACCAAGUGGCCAGGGGCAUGGAAUACCUGGCAUCCAAAAAGUGCAUUCACCGAGAUUUGGCUGCCAGGAAUGUGCUGGUAACAGAAGACAUCGUGAUGAAGAUUGCUGAUUUCGGCCUGGCUCGAGACAUUCACCACAUAGAUUAUUACAAGAAGACAACAAAUGGUCGUCUGCCAGUCAAAUGGAUGGCCCCAGAAGCCUUGUUUGAUAGAAUAUACACCCACCAGAGCGAUGUGUGGUCCUUUGGUGUCCUCCUGUGGGAGAUCUUCACACUGGGUGGUUCUCCAUACCCAGGCGUGCCAGUGGAGGAGCUGUUCAAACUGCUGAAAGAGGGGCAUCGGAUGGACAAGCCCAGCAACUGCACCAAUGAACUGUACAUGAUGAUGCGGGAUUGCUGGCACGCUGUUCCAUCCCAACGGCCAACAUUUAAGCAGCUGGUUGAAGAUUUAGAUAGGAUUGUGGCCAUGACUUCAAACCAGGAAUACCUGGACCUCUCUCUGCCAUUGGACCAGUAUUCUCCCAGUUUUCCAGACACUCGCAGUUCUACCUGCUCUUCUGGAGAGGACUCUGUUUUUUCCCAUGAUCCCCUCCCUGAUGAGCCUUGUCUUCCCAAGCACCCACCUCACCUUGCCAACGGUGGACUCAAAAGGCGCUGAUGCUGCAACAUCUGUGGGACUCUUCUGUGCAUACGAGUGUGACGUGUGUGUGUCGUUGAAUGAAUGGGCGUGCGUAUGUGUGCACACUCUCCAUCCAGCUGGGCUGGGGGGGAGGACCACCGGAGGGCAGCGAAUAAGGAACUGCCAAAAGUCCAUUCCAGGGAACCAAACCCACACACCACCAUCUUCUUCAGUACACUGCCAUCUGUUGCAAGCCUUAAACCUUCUAGAGAGGUGCUCAUAGAAAAUCAGUCUUGUGAUUUGGGGUGGGAAGCAGUGUCUCAACAAAAAAGGAAGAUCCAGAUGUCGCUUCCUAGGAGAUUCUGGGGUGGGGGGGGUGAAGAACAUUCCUAUGAAGAUGAGAGCCUUUCCUUUCUUUUUCUCAUUCAUAAAUCCAAGCUCCCCAACCUCUAAGAGCUCAGAAAGCAAAAAUCAAAGCUGCUGUGUGUGAUAUUACCGGUGGGCAACAGGAUACUCUAAGCUGAAAAGUCUUUAGCAUCUGCUGUUUGAGGACCUGUUGCUGUCUCAUCCAAAGGUGGAAUCCACACCCACUACAACAUCCUAAUUCUGGGAACUUUGCAGUACAACUUUCUGCAGACUGAACAGAGAAGGCAAUCCCAUUGUUUCUGACGUGGCUUGCUUCCAAGCCAGCAGGCUUAGGAGCGCACUGUCCGUUCGUCCUUUGCUGACCAAACCAGAAAGUGAGCUACCACAUCGUACAUCUUCACAGCACUGGCAUAAAAUUUAAAGGAGGCAGCCCAAUGAACCCAGGGCUUGGAGGUUUUCAAACAAAACAAAGGAAAUUAAAGAACUUGUACAUAGCUGCAACAAAAUGUAUAAAUAUUAAUUAUAUAUUUACAUGUCUUUUUUUUUUAAGGGUGGUUACCAGAGAUAAUAUCACUCUGAUAGUAAGUUACUAGUGACUGGUAGGUAUCAGUUGCUAUAAAAGGAACCCAAACAAAUCAUAUAUUUUGCUACUUCUGCUGGUUUUGCUUUUUUUUUUUUUUUUAAAUUAUGUUCUAAAACUUUAUUUUUCAGUUUAGGUACUUCAAUAAAAAUUGCUGCUUCAGUUUUAUAUGGGAUUAUAUCGAAUGGUGGGUUUGUUGGUAACCAAGCCUUUGAGGGAGUUGUGAAAUCUUCCCCAUCUCCUGCACCCACCUUCCCACCCUUAGCCUGUGGGUUGGCCCCUUCUUGGGACCUGGAGUCCACCUCAGAGGCCCUCUCGCUCACUCCCUUGCUGUGAGAGAGAGAGUGAUGCAAGGCAUCAUGUCAGGCCUGAAGUCUCCUGAAGAAUUGGGGUUAGGAAGCCCAGGUUCUGCAUUUUACCAGUAAGAACUUACAAUAAGUUCUUACCAGUAAGAACUUACUCACUUAGUGUUUUGUACUGGGGGAACAAGGUUGCCCAAGCAUCCUGUGUGCAAAUUCUCCAACACGUUGUGCUAGAUUGGCAGCUUUGAAUGAGUCACUCUUCUUCACCUGGGUAGUGCCAAAACUCGUUGAGUGUCUUAUCUGAAGCCACAGGGACCUUAUUGUAGGAUGCUUUUCAUUCUCUUAAUUUCUGUCUCUGUUUUGAGUUGUAAGAAUUACCUAGCCAAAUGUUCGGUAACUGUCCAGUUUUUCCAGUAGCAAUUUUGGGGGGGGGGGUUGGGGGGGAGAGGAGCUCCCCAAACUGCAAGGCACAUCCUCACCACUUCUUUGUCUUCCUUUUCGAUUUCUUUAUUUGGUCGUAGGAAAAAUCUAAGUGAUGUGUCACUAUUUUCUCCCCCCGCCCCACCUUUUUUUUUUCCCUAGUGGCCAUUUGAGAACUAAAGCCUUAUAGAAGAAGGGGCUUCUCCAAGUUACAAGGAACAUCUCCACUUCCUUUUCUUCCAGCAUCACUACGUUAUCCCAGCCACUAACAAACCUGUGCAAUUUGAGCCAUGUGAAAUGUUACCUUCCUAGUGCUAUGAAUUCAUCUACCAGUACUUAUUACCAGGGGUGUCCGUUGGGGGGUGUCGAAACCGUUGAGUUGGCAGGUGCAACUGCAUGAUCAAAGCCGAACCCUUUGUUUUACGCAUCAAUCGCAUGGUCAUGACUGCCUUUUUGACCCGCUCUGUGGAUGAUGGUGCCCAUUUCCACCUUCUCUGCAGAAUUAGUGUAACAGUCACUUCCAACACUCUCAAGUUCCCUCCUCUCCUCUGUUCCUGCCAUCUUAGAGGCAUGCCUCCCUGGUACCCUCCAGAACUUUUGGGGAUGCUGCUCCCAGAAUUCCCCAGCUAACAUUGGCUGGAGAAUUCUGGGAGUUACAGCCCUAUAUUUCUGGUGUCCCCUUCCUGUAACUGUGUAACCUGGAUCCAACACCAUUCAUCCAGUACUCGAAAGCUUGUCCUGCCUUUGUAUUGAAUCAGAUGAAUUACGUUUUUAAAACAUUUCUGUAUCAAAUUUGGAAGUCUUGUAAUUUAUUUUUUAAAGGAAAUAAUUUUAAUUCCUGGAACACUCUCGUUGCCUCCCUUUGUGUGCCUUCUUUCCAGAAUCUAUGGCAAACUGGAGAAUAAAUCAUACCUUUAUGUCCA